AAUGGAUAACGAUUCGAACACCGAAAUUUUCCGAUCCGAUUGCAUGGGAGACGUAACAUCAACACCUCGAUUUCCGAUAAAUUAUAACGAUUUAAAUACUUAUACACCUAAUUCUUUUACAUCUGAUUAUUUUUCUUUUUCAUCUAGCUCACCAUAUGAGUCACCAGUCGAUUUUCCUGAUAUAAUGGAUGAGAUUGAGCGAGAAAAGAGUUCCUCCUACCAAAUAGUUCUCGAGUUAGGAAGAAAUAUAUCACCGUUAACUAAUCCGGAUUGCGAAGUUCUACUGGAGCAAUACGUCAGGCAAACGCACGAAUCCAACGAUGAUUUUUACGUACCAAUCGAUGAAAAUGGAUCAUUUGUAUUUCCUGCCUUGAUGGAUGCCCUAACCGACCCGGCCGCGGAAAAUUCUGUACCUCUUUGCGUGACGCCGCAGGAGAAAAUGUUUAAGCAGCCAAGAUUACAAGAUUCGAAACCUCCUAAAGCAAGAAAUCGUGGUGGACGCUCUUACACACAGAUUCAAUUGUUGGCAGAGGCGGCACUGCGAACGGAAGAAGCUUUAUCGUUACAACAAUUAUUUGAUGCAGUUGUGGAAAUGCAUCCGGAAGUGAUAGAACGUUAUCAAGUUCCCCAGAAACUUCGAGAAAGUCUUAAGCAUUGCUUAUGUACAUGUAAAGGCUUUGUGAAGGGUGAAAGAAGUGGCAGGGGCAAUUUGUGGACCGUUCACCCGGCAGCUAAGAAAUUAUUCAAAAAAGGAAUAUUCGCAAAAAAAGCUAUCGAUGCAGCUGUGUUUCGUUAUUAA
Messenger RNA from Dimorphilus gyrociliatus, 799 nucleotides. Lineage: Eukaryota; Metazoa; Annelida; Polychaeta; Dinophilidae. The record is from the annotation of a GenBank genome assembly.